Molecule: messenger RNA, 2212 nt
Organism: Telopea speciosissima
Lineage: Eukaryota; Viridiplantae; Streptophyta; Magnoliopsida; Proteales; Proteaceae
Product: splicing factor SF3a60 homolog
Exons: 12
Coding region: 99-1628 (509 amino acids)
Biological process (GO): mRNA splicing, via spliceosome
Cellular component (GO): nucleus; spliceosomal complex
Molecular function (GO): zinc ion binding; RNA binding
Source: RefSeq, a predicted model, not a curated record
CCGGACGUUAUUGUUAGUUCCGACUAAACCCUAGAUCGAUUCAGUCUAUUCCUGCAAGCGAAUUCGAGGAGCUGAUCAAAGGCCCCUAUUCGAAGAAAAUGUCUUCGACUCUCCUGGAAGUAACGAGGGCAGGUCACGAGGAAGUAGAGCGACUCGAACGGCUUAUAGUGAAGGACCUCCAGAAAGAGCCUGCUUCAAACCGGGAACGUCUGUUUCAAAGUCACCGUGUUCGAAACAUGAUCGAUUCUAUCAUUUCCACCACUGAGAAACUCAAUGAAAUUUACGAAGAUAAAGAUAACGCAAGGAAGGACGAGAUUGCUGCUCUCGGAGGUCAGACUGCGACCGGAACCAAUGUGUUUAGUGCGUUUUAUGACAGACUGAAAGAGAUUCGUGAGUACCACAGACGUCAUCCAGUUGCACGUGUUGUUGAUGCGGGGGAGGAGUAUGAAGAAUUACUCAAACAAGAACCACAUGUUGAGUUCAGUGGCGAGGAAGCUUUUGGCCGAUACCUGGACUUGCAUGAAUUAUAUAAUGAGUAUGUUAAUUCUAAGUUUGGAGAGCCCAUUGAGUACUCUGCCUACCUGGAUGUGUUUGCACAACCACAUAAAAUCCCUCGCAACCAUAAGUUAACCAGACAGUAUCGGGAAUAUUUGGAGCAUCUACUGGAAUAUCUAAUAUAUUUCUUUCAGCGCAAGGAGCCCUUGCAAGACCUUGACAGGGUGUUCUCAAAGGUUGAAACUGAAUUUGAAGAACUCUGGAUGGAUGGUAAGAUACAAGGAUGGGAAAAUAAGAGUCCAGAAAAUGGACAUGCUUCAUCUCUGGAUUCUGUAAUUGAUCUAGAUUACUACAGCAGUGUGGAGGAGCUAAUCGAAGUGGGACCUGAAAGAUUAAAGGAGGCAUUGGCUGCUUUAGGACUGAAAGCUGGUGGUACUGUUCAGCAACGUGCUGAGAGGCUUUUCCUCACAAAGCAUACACCUCUUGAGCAAUUGGACAGAAAACAUUUUGCUAAGUUCUCACGUGGUUUAGAACAAAAUGGUAAUGCUGCAUCUUCACAACAGAUUGAUAAUUCAAAAGAGAUUGCUCUGAUAGAGGCCAAGAUAAAACACCUGUGUGAACUGCUAACUGAGACAAUAUUGCAAACUAAAGAAAAUGUUGAGAAGAAACAGGCUUUAACAUACGAGGAAAUGGAAGCAGAGCGCGAAGAGGAAGAAGUACAAGCUGAUACUGAAAGUGAUGAAGAAGACCAACAGAUCUAUAAUCCUCUCAAGUUGCCAAUGGGAUGGGAUGGCAAGCCUAUUCCUUACUGGUUGUAUAAGCUUCAUGGUCUUGGUCAGGAAUUCAAGUGUGAAAUAUGUGGAAAUCAUAGCUAUUGGGGCCGUAGGGCUUUUGAGCGGCACUUUAAGGAGUGGCGUCAUCAGCAUGGAAUGCGCUGCCUUGGGAUUCCAAACACCAAGAAUUUCAAUGAAAUUACAUCAAUAAAGGAAGCAAGAUUGUUGUGGGAGAGGAUACAUGAAAGGCAAGGAUUAAAUAAGUGGCGUCCGGAUCUUGAAGAAGAGUAUGAAGACAAGGAAGGUAACAUCUACAACAAGAAGACAUACACUGAUCUGCAACGCCAGGGCCUGAUCUAAGGACUUAUAGGUGUCUUUCAUUUCCUUGUAAGUUCGAAAUGAUACUGUUUGAGCUUAAAUUCAUAUUAAUCUGAGAUUCUAAAGUUCUGACCCUUUAAUGAGACAUACUUCUUGCCUUUUGGUUGUUUUCCAACGGACAGUUCAACUGCAUUGAGUACCUCUACUUUUCUUCAUGGGAUCUCUUAAUCAUGCAAACAGCGAGGACUUAUCCUUCAAAGGUUCAACUGGUGGGGAAGGAGCAUGGCGGGCACCGGUGCUUUGGUAGCUUUUGUGAUGGUUUGUGUGAAGUCAUCUACAGCUGUCCAGAAGAAACGAUGGAAGAGAAGGAUUUCAUGGCAAAGCUUCAAGAAGUGAUAGCAUGUUUGGGCCUAGUUUUUGUUACUUAAAAAGUGUUGAAACGGUUAGGAAUACAUUGUUGUGUAACCUAGUGAGAAUUUACUGUAUGAACGGCAGCCUCUGCAAUUUUGUUCAGGGGACAGACAUUUAAUAAGAAUCAGAACCCUUUUUAAUAGCCCUCAACAGUUGCAUGUGUUGCUCACUCCUAAUACCACUGUGUUAUUUUACUGGCAUGGCAUACAUGCUCA